Messenger RNA from Letharia columbiana, 954 nucleotides. RefSeq lists its product as uncharacterized. Lineage: Eukaryota; Fungi; Ascomycota; Lecanoromycetes; Lecanorales; Parmeliaceae. The transcript has 2 exons. The record is from RefSeq and is a predicted model, not a curated record. Gene Ontology annotation, cellular component: nucleolus; small-subunit processome. Gene Ontology annotation, biological process: maturation of SSU-rRNA from tricistronic rRNA transcript (SSU-rRNA, 5.8S rRNA, LSU-rRNA). The coding region runs from base 1 to 954 and encodes 317 amino acids.
AUGGCCGCACCACCGACUUUACCGGCUCUCCUCACCACCCUCACCGACUCCUUGGCCUCCGCCCCCCCCUCGCUUCCCUCCACCACGAACCUCGCCCCACCAGCCGAAGGCAUAUCCCUCCUCGACACCAAGAAUGAACUACUCCUCUCCUACCUGCACAACCUCGUCUUCCUGAUAAUCCUCAAACUCCGCAACCGGUCCUCCCCCGAUGCAGCGGACGAACCCUCCCUGCACGACGCCGUGACCCACAAACUCGUCGAGCUGCGCAUAUACAUCGACAAGGGCGUUCGCCCGCUCGAAAGCCGUCUCAAAUACCAACUCGACAAGCUGCUCCUCGCCGCGUCCGAAGCCUCCGCCGCACCAGUCGCGAACAGCGCUGUCGAAACAUCUCGGACUUCGGAACGGCGCGGAGCCGAAUCCGAUGCCUCGGCCAGCGACUCCGAUGCCGAAUCCGCUCCACAACCAGCACUGCCAGAUCUGGCCCACCGCCCCAAUCCAUCCGCCUUCGCUCGCCCCUCUGGAACCAAAGCCGGUCGUGCGUCCGCUUCCGAUGGUUUGUACAAGCCCCCACGCAUCACGCCCACCGCCCUGCCCACUACCGAUGCUUCGUCCCGCAAGAAGGAAGUCAAGCCCCGCAAAUCGCACACGCUCGAUGCGUUCAUCCGUGAGGAAAUGGAUGACGCACCCGUCGCGGAACCAUCUAUUGGUACGGGUAGUGGGUUGAGAGGUAGAGAGAAGGAGAGAGAUGAGGAGAGGAGGGGGUAUGAGGAGACGAGGCUUGUUAGGUUGCCGGGAGACAAGAAGAAGAAAGAUAGGAGGAGGGGGGAGGGCUUUGGGGAGGACUUGGCGGGUGGGCUGGGCGAUUUUGAGUUUGAGGGACUGAAGGGCAGGGGUGGGAAGAGGAAAAGGGAGAGGGAUGGAGGGGAUGAGGGGAGAGCAAGCAAGGCGAGGUGA